GAGCAGAAGUCCGGUGCUGGCCUCUCGCGGUGUUUGCAGGGCGUGCAGCGGCUGUACGCCACUUCUCGUCGGCUACGGGAUCCAUAUGCUUGCGAAAGCAAGGCUUAACAAAGCGAUGGCAACUUCACCAAAUGUGCAGCUAAGAGUCUAAAACACACCGGCAACUCAACACGUCUUCACGGAACUCUAAAGAACCACCCACCUCCCCGGUAGCGGAAAGCUUGUCAACUCCGGUGAAAGGAGCGAUGGACCCGAGAGACACAGCCCCGGAUUCGUGGGAGCUAGAGGAGGAUGCCGAGGCCCCGGCUGCCGCGGCGGAGCUCCCGGCCGCCUUCGCUGCUCUCAACGUGAACGCCAAGCCCUUUGUACCCAACAUCAACGCCCCGGCGUUCAUACCGACCGUGUUUCAAGCCAGCGCCGUGGAAAUUCCGGCUUCAGACGGUGCCCCGGAUCCAGUUGCCAGCAUGGAGGUGGCAGAAACAGCAGCAGCUUGUAUGGUUCCAGCAGCUCCGGUGGAGAAUGGAGGCACAGAGGCAGACAUGACCACAGAGGAGGAGACGUGGGAGCAGAAGGAGGAGCCUGGGGGAGAAGGAGAGGGAGGAGGAGGAGGAGGAGGAGGAGGAGGACAGGAGGACCUGGGUUCAGGAGGAGCCUGUGAAGAGGGCACCACGAGGAUGGAGGACGAGGAGAUGAUGGAGGAGGAAGAGGAGGAGAUGCCCAUGCCCAAGGUGGCGCCGGGCCCGCCCAACGCCCCCAAGAAAGAACACGUGAACGUGGUCUUCAUCGGUCACGUGGAUGCCGGUAAAUCAACGAUUGGAGGACAGAUCAUGUACUUAACUGGAAUGGUGGAAAAGCGAACCCUGGAAAAGUAUGAAAGAGAAGCGAAAGAAAAGAACAGGGAGACAUGGUACCUGUCGUGGGCGCUGGACACGAACCAGGAGGAGAGAGACAAAGGGAAGACGGUCGAGGUCGGGAGAGCUUACUUUGAGACGGAGAAAAAACACUUCACCAUCCUGGAUGCCCCCGGACACAAGAGCUUCGUCCCCAACAUGAUUGGCGGAGCGUCACAAGCCGAUCUGGCAGUCCUGGUGAUAUCGGCAAGAAAGGGGGAGUUUGAGACCGGCUUUGAGAAGGGUGGGCAGACACGGGAACAUGCCAUGCUGGCUAAAACGGCCGGAGUCAAGCACCUCAUUGUCCUGGUCAACAAGAUGGAUGACCCCACUGUCCACUGGAGCCUAGACAGGUAUGAAGAGUGUAAGGAGAAGCUGGUUCCAUUUCUAAAGAAGGUGGGCUUCAACCCUAAGAAGGACAUCCACUUUAUGCCUUGCUCCGGACUCACAGGUUCCAACCUCAAGGACCCCGUACCCGAGUGCCUCUGGUACACGGGUUUGCCAUUUAUUGCCCAUCUGGACAGUUUGCCAAACUUCACCAGAUCCAACGAUGGACCAGUCAGGCUACCUAUUGUAGACAAGUACAAGGACAUGGGCACAGUUAUUCUCGGCAAGCUGGAGUCUGGAUGCAUCAGUAAAGCCCAGCAGCUGGUCAUGAUGCCAAACCGGCACACUGUGGAGGUAUUGAUCCUGCUGAGCGACGACGUGGAGACAGACGAUGCGUGUCCUGGCGAGAAUCUCAAGUUGAGGCUGAAGGGCAUCGAGGAGGAAGAAAUCCUUCCCGGCUUCAUCCUGUGCAGCCCCGACAACCUCUGCCACUCCGGCCGCACCUUCGAUGCACAGAUCGUCAUAAUUGAGCACAAAUCAAUCAUUUGUCCUGGUUACAAUGCAGUCCUUCAUAUCCACACCUGCAUUGAAGAAGUGCAAAUCUCAGCCUUAAUCUGUAUGGUGGACAAGAAAUCAGGGGAGAAAAGCAAAACACGACCGCGCUUUGUGAAGCAGGACCAGGUGUGUAUCGCCAGGCUCCGGGCAGCUGGAGUCAUCUGCUUAGAGACCUUCAAAGACUUCCCUCAGAUGGGACGAUUCACACUGCGAGAUGAAGGCAAAACUAUCGCCAUCGGCAAAGUGCUGAAGCUGGUGCCAGAAAAGGACUAAAUGCAACGGCGGCAGCAUGCAUGGAGUUCUUCCACCCGUUACCAGAGGAGAAACCGCUGCUACAGCCGACCCAAACAGCCACUCUCUCUUUACACCCAAGUAUGCUGAAGAGAAGAGCAAUGACAACGAGGAGUGAUGAUGGAGAUUAAAAUUGCUCAAAUGAAGAAAACAAGACUGAAUCAGUUUUUAUGAUGAACAAUAUGAAAAUAGA
Messenger RNA from Anarrhichthys ocellatus (wolf-eel), 2256 nucleotides. RefSeq names its product G1 to S phase transition 1 (gene gspt1). The record is from RefSeq and is a predicted model, not a curated record. NCBI's taxonomy places the organism in Eukaryota, Metazoa, Chordata, Actinopteri, Perciformes, Anarhichadidae. Bases 246 to 2045 code for a protein of 599 amino acids. Gene Ontology annotation, molecular function: GTPase activity; GTP binding. The transcript is spliced from 14 exons.